Messenger RNA from Ceraceosorus guamensis, 2020 nucleotides. Its product is annotated as putative UDP-galactopyranose mutase. The transcript is spliced from 5 exons. NCBI's taxonomy places the organism in Eukaryota, Fungi, Basidiomycota, Exobasidiomycetes, Ceraceosorales, Ceraceosoraceae. The coding region runs from base 317 to 1834 and encodes 505 amino acids. The record is from RefSeq and is a predicted model, not a curated record. Gene Ontology annotation, molecular function: oxidoreductase activity.
CGUCGGUCAGACCAAAGGCUCGUUCAGCCUGCUGCUCAAUGCUCCAAACCCUGAUUUGACUCUCUCUUCUGUCUGACAAUUGUGAAUCGCGACUCAUAUCUCUCACAUCGACCCUUGCUUGAUUGGAAACCCACCGAACGUUCCGUCACACCUCGCUGCUGCUGCUGCUGCUGCACAUCUCAUCAGCCUUCUUGCACACCACCACGCACGCCAUACAGGAACUCGUCCAUCACAAACAUCACCAUUCUUGCUACGACCCAUCGCCACACUCUUUCUUUUCCUCCCUUCCCCUGACCUCCUCAUCCCUUCAGACACCAUGUCUACCACCUCUGUAGACACUCUCGUUAUCGGCGCAGGUCCCACCGGCCUCGGUGCGGCCAAGCGUCUCAACCAGCUCAACCAAGGCACAUGGGCUCUGAUCGACUCUUCUGAAGAAGCGGGAGGUCUCGCAUCGACCGACGUGACUCAGGAAGGCUUCCUCUUCGACGUCGGUGGUCACGUCAUCUUCUCGCACUACACUUACUUUGAUGAUGUCAUCCACGAGGCCCUGCCAAAGGACAGUGACUGGUACGAGCACCAGCGUGUCUCGUACGUUCGCUCAAAGAACGUUUGGGUGCCUUACCCUUACCAAAACAACAUCAGCGUUCUGCCAGUCGAGGAUCAAGUCAAGGCUAUUGAAGGCAUGAUCGACGCUGCCGAGGUGCGCAUUCGCGCCAAGGACGCUCCCAAGGACUUCGACGAGUGGAUUCUGCGUCAAAUGGGUGAGGGUAUUGCAAACCUCUUCAUGAGGCCUUACAACUUCAAGGUGUGGGCCGUUCCCACUACCCACAUGCAGUGCAAGUGGUUGGGCGAGCGUGUUGCUGCACCAUCUCUCAAGGUUGUUGUUUCCAACACCAUCAACAAAAAGGUUGCUGGAGGGUGGGGACCAAACGCCACCUUCAAAUUCCCUGCUGAGGGUGGCACAGGUGGUAUCUGGAAGGCGGUUGCCAAGACGCUUCCCAAGGAGAAGCUCAUUUUCAAAAAGCGGGUUGAGAAGGUCGAUGCUGCCGGACACAGCGUCAAGCUCAACGAUGGCAGCUCGAUCAAGUACAAGAACCUGAUCACCACGAUGGGCGCAGAUUACCUCAUUGACAACCUUGACGGUGCCGACCCCGCUGACGUCAAGCAGCUCAAGGAGGCCAAGGAGGACUUGGUUUACUCGAGCACUCACGUUAUCGGAAUUGGAAUCCGCGGCGAGCUUCCUCCUCGCAUCGGCGACAAAUGCUGGCUCUACUUCCCCGAGGACGACUGUCCUUUCUACCGGGCUACCAUUUUCUCCAACUACAGCCCCAACAAUUGCCCUCAAGCCGAUGCCAAGCUGCCUACCUUGCAGUACGCCGAUGUCAGCAAGGGCAAGCCCACGGACAACUCUCCCAAGUCAGGCCCCUACUGGUCUCUUAUGAUGGAAGUGUCGGAGUCUCACCUGAAGCCAGUCGAUGCCCAAAAAAUCCUCGCUGAGACUGUGCAGGGAUGCGUCAACACGCAGCUGAUGCAGCCAACCGACGAGAUCGUCUCGCUCUACCACCGCAAGUUUACCCCAGGCUACCCGACCCCAAGCUUGAAGCGAGACGCUGCCUUGGCAAAGAUCUUGCCUGUGCUUUCGGACAAGUACAACAUCUUCAGCAGAGGCCGCUUUGGCAGUUGGAAGUACGAGGUUGGAAACCAGGAUCACUCGUUCAUGCUUGGUGUGGAAGCUGUGGACAGAGCGCUUUACGGAUCUCCCGAGCUCACGCUCGACAGCCCAGACUAUGUGAAUGGGCGCAGAAACACCGAGCGCAGGCUCACCAAGGCUUGAGUCGCGCUUGACAUCGGCCGGUCGGUCUACCCUUAGGCUCAGCUUGGUCGAAGUCUCGAACCCGCUUGGUACUGCGAUGCGCCUCUAGUCACCCUGCUCACUCAUCUCGAGCUCACACGGAGCAUCAUUUUGCGUUAACACGUCCAAUCACACACUUGAACUCAAUUAGAUGCUUCCACUCACAGA